AUGGUCUCGUGGCUCGCCACGCUCGCCUUCACUGCCUCUGAAGAAGCCGUGCUUGCUGUGGCUGCUGCCACACCCGUCGGCGUUUACUUCCGACCUCCAUUCUCCAUGACGUCCGGACGACCCGGUGAUCUGGCGCCGUUCCGACGCUCGCCGUGCCCCGCCAUCAACACGCUGGCCAACCACGGAUACCUCCCGCGCGACGGCAAGAACAUCACGGUAAAGAUGGCGCUAGCGGCGGUGCGGGACAAGUUCAACAUCGCCGAGGAUCUGGCCGCUGUUAUCCGCACCCUGACCCCCGCGCAGUUCGAUCUGAACGACCUGGCCAAGCACAACGACCCGAUCGAGCACGACGCGUCGCUGUCGCGCUCAGACGUGUACUUCGGUGAGGACCAGGGCUUCGCGUCGCUCGGCCUCGUCACCAACAUGCUUGCGUAUGGAGUCGACGGUCAGAUCGACGUGACCGAUGUGGCCAAGAUCCGCGCUACUCAAGUCGCCUACGGACGGAAAAACAACCCAGAGUUUGACUACAGCUCUACUCCGGCAUUCAUCGGUAGUGCCGAGUCGGCUCUCCUGCUGCGAGGCCUGGGCGGGCAGAACGGCAACUACUCGAAGACCUCGUUUGUGGCGACCUUCUUCUUGCUCGAGACGUUCCCCCUGGACUGGCAGAAGUCCCCCACGGAGAUCACGUACCCGGAUGUGCUUGCGACGAUCUCAUACCUUAACGCAGUGCAAGCUUAA
This is a messenger RNA of Phytophthora sojae, 738 nucleotides long. Its product is annotated as chloroperoxidase. The coding region runs from base 1 to 738 and encodes 245 amino acids. The transcript has a single exon. NCBI's taxonomy places the organism in Eukaryota, Oomycota, Peronosporomycetes, Peronosporales, Peronosporaceae. Gene Ontology annotation, molecular function: peroxidase activity. The record is from RefSeq and is a predicted model, not a curated record.